GCGUCUCGUCACGCAGACAGACCAUCCAGCCAAACUUGGUCAGACGCGCCGCGACAUGCGCAUCUCUCCCUUUCGACUCGCAUCUCCAAAACGCCAUCAGAGAGUUACAUGGCCAGCAAACACAUGGCCGACGUCUCCCAUCUGCAACUGAAGGUACGGCACUGGCUGGCCAACUUACCCCCACCGUCUUCAUCCUCCGCCUCGCCCACAUUGGACAACCCCCCUCGAGACGACACCAGCUGCAAAUCCGAACGAGACGGUUCCUCUCACGUAUCCACACACCCCGGAACCCAGACCCGCCGCCCCGUCAAACGACGCCGCCUCCUCACCCCGCCCCGGACCGCCGGCAUGAGCACCCCGUCGGCCAAGCACUCGCUGAGCCGGGCUGCUUCUUCGUUGAGCAACGCGACCUCGUCGGCGCAGGACAACGACCAGACGCCCAAGCGCAUCAAGACCGCACCCGUCCUAGGCCCCUUCGGCGCGCCGCCGCCCCCGUCGUCCCGCCGCAGCGGUUCCGUGUCCCCUAAGAAGCAGGCGCGGAACACUACGACGACGAGCAUCCAAUGUCGGCAGUACGACGUGACACAGAACAUCCCCGGUGCUCUGAAGAAGAUAUGGAGGGACAUGAGUGGCUACAGCAAGGGCAUCGGCGUCGUUGGCUUCGAGGCCAAGGCGGCCGUUGAGAACGCAAUGGAGAGCCAGCCGAGAUUCCAACAGGAAGUCAUCCACGACUUCGUCUUCGAGCCGGCCCCGCCGACCCCGCCGAUUUCCACGACGACUGGCAGAGACGCCGGGCCACGAACCAAGCUCGGCCCUACCCCGACCGUCGACGACGUGCUGCGCAUUUUCGAGGACGCGAGCAUGUGCUACAACAAGGCGUUGGACGAGCCGUCGUGGAACCAGGCUGUACACAGCCCUGUGCUCUCCAUGGCCACCAAACCCAUCUGGCGCUUACGGCCUGGCGAUGUCGUCGCCCACGUUCCGUGCACAACAGCAACCAUCAUGCCCGUCUACGCCGAGCCCCGCGGCCGCAAGGUCGACUACUGCAUGUGCAUCCAGCCGGACCCGCUCUCGGCCGCAGCCAUCCGCGCGAUCCGCGACCAGGAUGUGUGGACGAAUCUCUCCAUCAACCACACCGAGUUCAACGCCCUCCAGGACAUGCCCAUCGCUGUCAGCAUCGAGACGAAACCCCAGAGCGGCGACGAGGCCGACGCCCAGGGCCAGCUGGCCGUGUGGCAGGCCGCCCAGUGGCGGCUCCUGGAACGUCUCGUCGGGCGCAACGAGCCCAAGAUGCCGCUGCCGGAUUUCCUCCCGGGAAUUGUCGUCAUUGGCCACGCUUGGCACUUUGUCGCCAGCACAAAGCAGGACGCUGACGUGACACUCUGGACGGGCCAAACCAUCGGUUCCACCGACCAUGUCAUAGGCAUUUACCAGAUUGCAUGCGCUCUGCAGUACCUCGCGCGGUGGGUUGAGGAGACGUACUGGCCCUGGUAUAAAGGAGCAGUCCUCCAGCUUCCGGCGCAGGCAACGCAAGAGGACGGCCACGGCAGCUGAGAGGCAGGCGACCGAGCACCACAAACGACAGACUGGGUUCCCAACGCGUGCUGCCCUCAGCCAGCAGCCCGUCGUACCUCGAUAAGAUAACCCAACAGUCUCAUGGAGACACAUGUGUCGACCAAGCCACCAAAUGUCAUCCCUUUAACAUGAGAUAGACGGGGACCACGACUGAGGCCCUGUAGGUGGUGGGCUAAGCCUCCCCAAAUGCCCGCGCCACAGCUGGAUUCAGCCCCGGCUCCGCGGCUAUCGCAACGCCACCAAUCCCGGACAUGGCUCUUCUCGUCAAUACCGUUUAAUCACAACCCUCGGCGCAGCCUCCCGGCGGUUCUGCGUGUCGAGGACGUAUCGAUGCUGGCGAGGCUUGCGACGAGACGUGAUGCGUGUUCGUAGCUGCGAGCAGGCGCAAUGCAGGCGUAGUAGAGACUUGAAACGCCUUCUCGGCUGGGAAGUCGUGAAAGAGGCUGUUCCGAGCCAGUUUACGGCCCCGAGAGUGCGAUUUUCGGAUAUAGCUUCCCCUUAGGAUACCCCCACAACACCAGUAAAGUGCUACGGUAAACGUGUGUUCUAGUCGUUUCAAGUCGACGAUGAUAGGAUAGAAAGUUGUGAACCACCCGAUAGUACUUGAGAUGUCUGAUUUUAUUUUGCUGGAAUUAUCGCGGCCAUGUCCUCAGCCUAGGCACCGCAAGGGACGCUAAGGGUUGCUUUGAUAGUAAAGCUUGAGUCUCGACCAGUCCAGGCUGGUUCUUGCUUCUCGACGGCACCAAACGUGUCAAGCACGUCUUCUAUUUGCUACUGCCGAGCCAAGACUGACCGCUUUUCAGCCUAUGCCCUGGUGUUGGUGUCUGCUCUAGUUACAACUCCCGUUUCCAGGCAAAUAAUAUCCUGUUGUUCUU
Molecule: messenger RNA, 2450 nt
Organism: Colletotrichum destructivum
Lineage: Eukaryota; Fungi; Ascomycota; Sordariomycetes; Glomerellales; Glomerellaceae
Product: Putative PD-(D/E)XK nuclease
Exons: 4
Coding region: 109-1554 (481 amino acids)
Source: RefSeq, a predicted model, not a curated record